CUAACACCAGGACCAGACAAAAUGGGUGCCCUUAAGUAUGUCGAGGAACUUCAGAAGAAGAAGCAGUCGGACAUGAUGCGCUUCUUGAUGCGCGUUCGCUGCUGGGAGCUUCGCCAACUGAAGGUCAUCCACCGCGCCAGCCGUCCCUCGCGCCCCGACAAGGCCCGCCGUCUUGGGUACAAGGCCAAGCAGGGUUACGUUAUCUACCGCUGCCGUGUUCGCCGCGGUGGCCGCAAGAGGCCCGCCCCCAAGGGUGCCACCUACGGCAAGCCCACCAACCAGGGUAUCAACCAGCUCAAGUACCAGCGCUCCCUCAAGAGCACCGCUGAGGAGCGUGUCGGCCGCCGCUGCGCCAACUUGCGCGUUCUCAACUCGUACUGGAUCAACCAGGACUCGACCUACAAGUACUACGAGGUCAUCCUUGUCGACCCCCAGCACAAGGCCAUCCGCCGCGAUGCCCGCAUCAACUGGAUCGUCAACCCCGUCCACAAGCACCGCGAGUCUCGUGGUCUCACCGCCACCGGCAAGAAGAGCCGUGGUCUCGGCCGUGGCCACAAGUACAACAACACCACCGCUGGUCGCAGGAAGACUUGGAAGAGGCACAACACCCUCUCCCUCUGGCGCUACAGGUAAAUGUAGCGCUGAGGGCGUUGCGUGGUGUCUGGGACGUCUGGUCGAAUCUUUCAAGCUUAUGGACUGGCGUGCAUGGAAAAGGAUACUCUGCGUUGUGUAGCCUUUUAUUGGGCGCAUGACGAUGGUCGAUCAGGACUGCUAAAAUAAAUUUCAUGGAUUCAUGAAUGGAUGAAUUGCAUUAUACCCC
This is a messenger RNA of Macroventuria anomochaeta, 820 nucleotides long. Its product is annotated as 60S ribosomal protein L15. Lineage: Eukaryota; Fungi; Ascomycota; Dothideomycetes; Pleosporales; Didymellaceae. The coding region runs from base 22 to 633 and encodes 203 amino acids. Gene Ontology annotation, biological process: cytoplasmic translation. The transcript has 6 exons. Gene Ontology annotation, molecular function: structural constituent of ribosome; RNA binding. The record is from RefSeq and is a predicted model, not a curated record. Gene Ontology annotation, cellular component: cytosolic large ribosomal subunit; ribosome.